Messenger RNA from Neomonachus schauinslandi (Hawaiian monk seal), 835 nucleotides. RefSeq names its product anaphase promoting complex subunit 15 (gene ANAPC15). Gene Ontology annotation, cellular component: anaphase-promoting complex. Lineage: Eukaryota; Metazoa; Chordata; Mammalia; Carnivora; Phocidae. Bases 95 to 562 code for a protein of 155 amino acids. The record is from RefSeq and is a predicted model, not a curated record. Gene Ontology annotation, biological process: regulation of mitotic cell cycle spindle assembly checkpoint. The transcript is spliced from 5 exons.
GGCAAAUUUCCAACCUCAACGCUGUGACUAAGGUGCGUAACGUCACAUCCGGUGUGGUGGGCGGGAGCGGGAAACAAAAGGAGAGCAAAGGCGCAUGCGUUGGUGCUUCUCAGGUUCUGGCGGGCUCUUCCGCUCAGCCCGAGAGAAGUGCUUCCGGGUUGCCGCCGGCUGCCGCCUCCCGGCGCGUCUAGGAGCCAUGUCCACUUUGUUUCCCUCACUCUUCCCCCGUGUGACUGAGACACUGUGGUUUAAUCUGGAUCGACCCUGUGUGGAGGAGACAGAGCUGCAGCAGCAAGAACAACAGCAUCAGGCCUGGCUCCAGAGCAUCGCAGAGAAAGACAACAACCUGGUACCUAUUGGCAAGCCGGCCUCAGAGCACUAUGAUGAUGAAGAAGAGGAGGAUGAAGAUGAUGAUGAAGAUAGUGAAGAGGACUCAGAGGAUGAUGAGGACAUGCAGGACAUGGAUGAGAUGAAUGACUACAAUGAGUCACCUGAUGAUGGAGAGGUCAAUGAGGUGGACAUGGAAGGCAACGAACAGGAUCAGGACCAGUGGAUGAUCUAGGUAGACAAGGCAGGGUGGCCUCAGGGAAAUUCCAGGCCAGCCGAACUUACCCUGCAUCCCCUGCAGAACCAGCUGUUUGCCCCAGUGCCUGAAAGCUCACCUUUGGGUAUUUCUUCAGCUGCUGCCAGGAACUGGUCUCCUUGGCCCCUCCCAGGCCAUCAGUUUGCCCUUGAGUCCCCAGGGCCUGAGCCCAACCCACCUUUCUGCCUAGUACUUCGCCCUUUGGUUGCCAGGUAUAGUCUCUAACUCCCUUUAAUAAAGACACAGGACUGA